AUGAAAUCUUUCACCCUUCUCGGUCUCAUCGGCCUUGUUGCCGGCGCGGCCGUGCCUAGCAACGAUGGCUUUCCUAAACCAAAUAGCGACCAGCAAGUCGUGCUGGCUCAACAAGCUGGCGGCAAACUACCCAAUAUAGCUUUGCCUACUAAAAUUGGUCCUGAGAGCACGACUGCUCUCCAGCUCAUUGCAUUUAACGAACUGUUCGAGACGGCAUUCUUUAACUCUCUUCUUCAAAACAUCACCAAUGGAACGCAGGGCUACGAGGCGGACAACAAGCAAGAACUGAUCAACGUCUUCUCUACCAUUCUAGCUCAAGAGGAGACGCAUGCCCUCGCAGCCCAGGCGGCCCUGAUGGCAGCUAAUACUUCAUUUGUGCCGUCGGCCUGCCAGUAUAUGUUUCCGACGACCAACUUGACGCAAGCCGUCAACCUUGCUGAAACCUUCACUGCGGUCGUACUGGGUGCGCUCCAAGGAGCGAAUGUUUUGUUCGCCAAAGAGAACGUUACCGUCCCCAUCCAGCUUAUCUCUUCAGUCAUUGGGCAGGAGGGCGAGCAGAACGGCUACUAUCGGACAGUGCUGAAGCAGGUGCCGUCAGAGUCGCCCUUCUUAACCGCCGUGCCAGCCCCUUUUGCAUAUUCUGCUCUGCAACUGUUUGUCGUGCCUGGGUCGUGCCCAUACCCCCUCUCCAACAUCAACUUGCCCAUCUUCCCGGGGCUGAUGGUCAACGGCACUCCUGUGGCAGUGCUGGAUGCGAAGGACCAGACGCUCUACUUUUCUGCGGACCUUGGCAAUUCGACUCAGGCACAGAAAUAUGUUGGGGGCAAUGGAACUGGACUUUACUUGACUUACACCACUGGUCAGCAGAAGCCGAUUUCGUUGAAUAUUACAAACGUCAAGUGGGACAGUGGCAAGGUCGGCUUUAACGCAGAUUUUCCAUUUACUGAGAAUGUCAUGGAUGGCUUCAGUCACGCUGCUUUGACUACAGGAAACAUGUUUAACUCCUCAGAUGAUGUGGUGGCUAUGGCCCUUGCAGGACCUGGUGUUAUUCAGGUUAGAAACAGUACCGUGGCGGCAAAUGCAACUGGAUGCAGCUGA
Molecule: messenger RNA, 1098 nt
Organism: Cordyceps fumosorosea ARSEF 2679
Lineage: Eukaryota; Fungi; Ascomycota; Sordariomycetes; Hypocreales; Cordycipitaceae
Product: COPII coat assembly protein sec16
Exons: 2
Coding region: 1-1098 (365 amino acids)
Source: RefSeq, a predicted model, not a curated record